CCCAUUUUGAGGCUAUGUAUAAGCUAUUCACCCCCUGCAUUACUUUCUCCACAUCACAUGCAUAGCCUGAUAACCCCUAUCACAGUAGUUUAGCAGCUAAAAACCCGAACACGUAAAUCGAUCCUGUAAGUACCGGGAUGAACCCGAUGUCGGUGCAUUGUAUAUACCUCAUAUUAAUAUGACUACGAAGCAGCUAGUAACGGGCUAGAUCCCCCAGCUCCACUUCUCUGCAGCCAAACGGCCCCCAAAUUUAGCAUGGUUGUAUAGCAUGAAACGGCAUUCACCUGGAGAGGCGGCAAUGUCCGUAUUAUGGGUUACAUCUGCUAGCGAAUUGGUACAGCAGCCUGCAGAUGAGGAUGAAGCCUAGAUGCUUGCUGUAGAUUGCCAUCUGCGAAGAUCUGGACUUGUCGUGUCGAGGAGACUCGUAUUCUGAUGCGGCUUUUGCGAUAGUAUAAUUACCCAUCGUGGUAAUGAUAUAAACCUCUAACAACAGCUAUGAAAUGCAACAUCAGUAGCAGCGUUUAAGAUAUCCUUCUUUUUUUCUGUUUACCUCUUCUUCUUUUAUCACAUAACUCAACACAAUGACUGUACAAUCCAACGGUCACGGGGGUGCCACUGACGCUGUCGCGGCUCAGGCCGCGCUGGUCCGUUCCCAACAAGAAAGAAGACCCAUUGAAAGCUUCGGGCAUCUUGCGGACUUCGACAGAAAAGAUGCCCCCGUCGUCACCAUGUUCAGCGGUGGCCUGGACAGCACCUACCUGCUCCUCAAGCUCCAGCAGCUCGGCUACACCAACAUCCACGCUGUAGCGGUAGAUGUUGGAGCUCCAGUAGACGAGGAAGGUCUUACCAAACACGCUGCGCACUUCGGCGCAUCAUUCAAAUGUCUUGAUGGUCGCGAGCUGUUCGUCAAAGAUGGUGUCAUGCCAGCCAUUCGUGCUCACGCAACAUACAUGCGCAUGUUCCCCAUCAGCAGCUCCCUCACCCGUCCGGUCAUCGCUCGUCUGAUCACAGACUAUGCCAAUUCCGUGAAUGCAGGCUUGCUCCUCCACACUGCAAACCUGAGCCAGAACAGUCUUCCCCGACUGAACAACUGCAUUCGUCUCUACGGCUUCUCCGGGAAAUUCGGAAGCCCCUACGUCCACUCCGUGACCUCGCGCGAGAAGAAAGCCUCAGAGCUAUCUGCAGCCGGACUGACCAUCAUGGCUGAGCGCAAACUGAGCGGAGACGAAAACCUGUGGUGUCGGGAAUUCGAAGACGGUCCGCUAGGUGACCCGGAAGGUUUCAACAUCCCUGAAGAAGCCUACGAAUGGACACGGCGCAGCGGCGACUAUGCCCCCGAAAAGCUCACAAUCAGCUUCGAGAACGGCAGCCUCUCCUCUAUCAACGGAGACGAGCUUCCCCUCAUCGACGCUAUUGCACUCCUGAACAAGGAGGUUGGCAAGUUCGGUCAUGGCCGAUUCGUCGGGCUCGAGUUUCUGUCGACAGAUGAUAAGGCGUUGGAGAUUCGCGAGGCUCCGGCCGCUGCUAUCAUUAUGGAUGCGCUUCGCCACCUCGAGCUUGCUACGCUGGAGACUGACACGCUGGAGCUGAAGCAGCAGCUCGAGCAGAAAUGGAUUCGCGAGGCGAUUGCCGGUCGCUGGGGACAUCGGUGUCACACCAUGUGUGACGCCGCUAUUGUUGCCGCUUUGGAUGGUGUCAGUGGAAGCGUAACUUACGACAUUGACCACACGCGUUUCUUGCCUUGCUCCAUUGUGGCGAAAAAUCCGCGGUAUAUCAGGGAUCGGGACCAAUGGGAGCAGGGGCAGGAGUUGCUUUGGCGGAUUUAGGUGUUCAUGUGGGUAGUAUUAUAGAAGAUAACGAGUAUGGAAAAGGGAUGUUGUUUAGUUCAGUGAUGUUUG
This is a messenger RNA of Aspergillus welwitschiae, 1898 nucleotides long. RefSeq names its product arginosuccinate synthase-domain-containing protein. The coding region runs from base 582 to 1826 and encodes 414 amino acids. The transcript has 2 exons. NCBI's taxonomy places the organism in Eukaryota, Fungi, Ascomycota, Eurotiomycetes, Eurotiales, Aspergillaceae. The record is from RefSeq and is a predicted model, not a curated record. Gene Ontology annotation, molecular function: argininosuccinate synthase activity; ATP binding. Gene Ontology annotation, biological process: urea cycle; L-arginine biosynthetic process. Gene Ontology annotation, cellular component: cytoplasm.